UAUGACAUCUUCUGCCUCUUUCUCCAUAUAAUUGCUACAUGUCAUUCUCACAUUCGAAUGUGUUUUCAACUUAUACCUGUCAGCCGUUAUAGUGAGCUAAAUUUUCCUGACAUAUUAUGAAAUUCUGGUGUUGGUGAAGUUCCUUGCUCAAUAUAUUUGUACUUAUCUUUAUAUGAUGGUUUCAGUGCUUCUUUAUUUGCAUGAGUUGAGGUUAUUGGUAUUUUCAGUAUACAACAAAUCCUGAUUAGUUUUCUGAUUUUGAUAUUUGGAAUGAUCAUAAUUGAUGGUCUCAUCUAUGAUUAUUUUAUAUAUACUGCGUUUUACAAGCCUUAAAGUUAUGUGCAGCCAUAUGGUUUUGAUGUUGGCAAUUCUGAUAGAGGCAAUGUUUUAAAAGGACUGGAUCUUGGGGUUGAGGGUAUGAAAGUUGGUGCCCAGAGGUUGAUCAUUGUUCCACCUGAACUGGCGUACGGAAAGAAAGGUGUCCAAGAAAUUCCUCCAAAUGCAACCAUUGAGCUGGAUGUUGAGCUACUAUCAAUCAAGCAGAGUCCAUUUGGGACUCCUGUGAAGAUCAUCGAAGGAUAACUGUGCAUAGCAUUGUAAAGAGAAUGGUACAUAUUUGUAUGGAAAGUAGAGUGUUGCUUCGAAAAAAGGCUAGUUUACAAAGAUAUACUGGUGGUAUUGCAUUGAUAGUGCACUCGUGUAAGAUUUUGAACUCCCUUGGAAUAUAGAGUUCGUUUUCCGCUUAUAGAUGCUGAAAAUAAAUCAGCUAUUCCAAUUUUUAUAUUGCUGGUACUGCUUAGAAAAACCCUUGUCGUAAAUAUUUAGGUGGAAAGAAAAAGUAUAAAAGGUUCAUAGCUCGAUAGCUUUGUGAAAUUGAUGAUUUGGGCUUCCAUGUGCAGUUUUGUGUUUGAGUUAAGAAGGUACAUAUGCAUUUGUACAAAUACAGAAACAAGAAUAGGCAACUAGAAGUGUAAAGCAAAAGCCGAAAGGUAAGGACCUAAAUGGGCUGUCUUCAUCUAGGACACGCAAGCAAAAAGGUGGACUUUACCCAUCACGCAAAACUGGCUUAUCUGUGGUGAGUUGGUCUACUUUCUGUAUAAGCAUGUCCCUUUUUCACCUCUUUUAUUACUAUUCUAUGAUCAGCCAUAGCCACAAGGAGGGAAGCCUUGACUGGUAGAGAAGGUUCCAUGCUGCCAGCAGAUGAUCCUUGGCAAUGUUUUUUUUAAAAAAAAAAAGAAAAGAGGGAAGCCUUUGCAUCUUCUGCAUGCAAAGUUUAUGCUUUCUUCUCUAAUCAAGAAAUGGAACAAUACUAAUCUUGCUCUGAAAGAUUAAGAUGAGUUCCAAGUUGUUUAAAACUCUAGCUGUUAGUCUUUAUCUCAGAGGUAUAUUUAUGUGAAACAAGAUAAAAUGGUAUGGAAGAACCCCAACAUAUGCAUUUGUUUGUUCAAAAAAGAAGUCUGUGUGGUCUUGACCAAAGGUCGCUGGUAAUGCAAAAUCCAUGGAUGGUUAAAUACUCGAACAAACUUGGCAUAGUUUAGCCCUGAAGGCAAAGCAAUGUAGGAACAACUUUGGGUUGGCAUACAUAUAGUACUUAAAAGGUUAUUCAACUGAGACUGAAGGAAUGAUGAAAUCUUUUCAAUGGAAAGUAAGAGGGCAGAGGGCAUCACGAAUCUCCUUCUGAAGAUAGUCUUUCCCUUAGCUUUUCCCCUGGCUGGUGCUUUUAUCUGUGACCUGAUAACAAACAGGGCAAAUAGGCACAGUAGUUACACAGACUCAUCUGAGAGUUCAUUCCAAUUGGACCAAUCAUCCGGUUCAAUCUGCAAAGAAGAGGAGGAAGAAAUGGAGUCGACUCGUCGGGCAUCGCGAAGGUUGGCGCGAGCAGAGAGUGCCUGCAGCACUGCAGGGAGGCUUAUGAUCAGUGAACUUGCAAGGCAGGCUUCGAAUGCCGAAGAAGUCAUGGUGGUAGAGGCCACCGAAAGUUCUUCAGAAGCUACAGCCGCCAAGCAGCCCCAGGAUGACCAGAGGAUGGCCGCCGACGAGAUUGCCAGCCUGAAGAUCAUGGUGUCAGCCCUCGAAGACAGAGCUUGCAGCAUUGAGGCACAAUUCCACGAGUACUGCGACAUGAAGGAGCAGGAGUCGGCGUACCAGAAGAUGCAGAUCACGUGCCUGGGCAUGAAGCUGGAGCUGCUGGAGUCCCAGAACCAGCGGCUCGAAGCAGCUGCUGCGGAGAUCCGGGCGGCGGCCGAAGAGUUUGCGGCCAUGAAAGGCAAGCUCGACUUGCUGCAGAGCAAGUUGAAGAAGAUCGCCAAGAGAAGCAAGCAGGAUUCGGAUGCUUUUGGAGAGAAAAUCCUGGCUCUUGAUGCCAAGCAAUCCCAGAUGGCCAGAAGGUGCGAGGAGUUCGAACAGUGCAUGGAGGAGAUGAAGCAGCUGACGCUGCAGCUGCAGGAGCAGAAGGGAGCAGCAAACAAUGAGAACGUGGAAGUGGUCGUGGAGAGAAGCUUGCGGAACCUGUCGAGCGGCCGGGACCUGGUGGACGGGCUGGAGGCGCUCCGGGACCGGUGGGCCGCCGGCAUGGAGGAGAUGAUCUACCUGGGCUGGAUCACGGCGUGGCUGCAGCACGACCUCAUGCUCAUCGACGACGACGGCGGCAGCACCUACGACGGCGACGCCGACGGCCGCAAGGGCGGGCGCCCGCCGCCGGAGGAGGAGGAGGGGAAGAAGGGGGAGACGAUGGUGGCCGUGGCGGCGCCGAGCAACGAGGUGGAGCUGUGCAAGGCCGGGUCCGCGUCGUCGUCCGGGUCGGCGGGCCGCCCGCGCCGCAGCGUGGAGGUGGAGGCGCCGGUGUCGUCGUGCUUGGGGUUCGCGGCGGCAGGCGGGCGCGGCGGCGACGGCGACGGCGGCGGGUGGAGCAUCGGGCGGCCGAGGCUGCUCCGGAAGCUGCGCGGGUGGGCCGGCGCCGGCGGGACGAAGGCCGGCGGCGACAGGGGCAAGGCGCGGUGCAGGAUCGCGGGCCCGUGUUGUCAGAAAUGAAAUAAAUAAUUACCGUAAUUGGGCUCCGUGUACACUCCGUAUUUAAUUCGCUUGUGAAAAUUCGAGAAUGUUUGUCUAAAAAGAUCGAGAAUGAAAAUUGAAAUGUGUUCUUCGAGAAGACGUGGAGAAAAGUUAGAAUUGCAUGUGACAGUGAGAGAAAAAAAUGGUUGUUAAUAUUAAUUAA
Molecule: messenger RNA, 3214 nt
Organism: Panicum virgatum (switchgrass)
Lineage: Eukaryota; Viridiplantae; Streptophyta; Magnoliopsida; Poales; Poaceae
Product: peptidyl-prolyl cis-trans isomerase FKBP16-4, chloroplastic-like
Exons: 6
Coding region: 1639-3030 (463 amino acids)
Molecular function (GO): peptidyl-prolyl cis-trans isomerase activity
Source: RefSeq, a predicted model, not a curated record